CUUAGCUAUAAGUGUAGACACGAACUUGUCCAUGCGGAUUUGCAUGACUUGUGAGUGUGCUGAAAAUGCCUCCACUGACAGCAAUGAAAUUACAAAUGUUGUUUGCCAUGUGUUUUGCACGGGCCUACCAAGAAAUACCUCAGUACCAGCACAGAGACCCUGUGACAUCUAAGGUGCUGCUUUGUGACCAGUGUCCACCCGGCACAGCUGUGAAACGCCACUGCAGCACAAAGGAACCCACUGUUUGUGCCCUCUGCCCAGAAAAACGCUUUGCAGAGCAGUGGCACUGGGGAGACAGCUGUCAACAUUGUACAUCUGUCUGCAAGGAAAGGCAGAUUGUACGAAGGGAAUGUAACAGCACUCAUGACAGGCUCUGUGAGUGUAUACAUGGAUAUUACCUAUUGGUGGAAUUUUGUGUCCGACACACUGCCUGCUCACCUGGCUUUGGUGUCAUUGUGCAGGGCACACCAGAGAGGAACACCUUGUGUGAGAAAUGUCCCCAGGGUUAUUUCUCCAGCACAUCUUCAACCACUGAACCAUGCAUACCCCACAGGAACUGCACUCAACUAGGCCUGAAGACUGUAAGACCAGGUACAGCCACCCAUGAUACUCUGUGUGAGUCUGAGAAUAAAGAGUUCACUUUUGACUGCUCCAAUCAACACACAGAGUGUCACAAUGACAUUACAUUAUGUGAGGAAGCAAUAUUUAAAUUCCUUGCAUCACCACCUUUGGCUUCUGUCUCUGUGGAGCAUCUCUCUGAGAGCCUUCCAGGACAUAAAGUGGACUGGAAGAGUGUUGAGAGGCUGAAGAAAACCUGCAGUCCGCAGCAGCAGGCACUACAUCUGCUUCGUCUCUGGAGAGAACAAAAUAAGCGCCAAGACAAACUCCUCAGUAUCAUCCAAGGUGUAAACCACUGUGAGAGGAAGGUAUCUCACUGUGCCAGUGUAAAAAACCUUACACUGGAAGACCUUUUGACCUUGAUGGAGAGUUUACCUGGGGAGAAAGUGAGCGAGGAGGAUAUUCGAGCCCUGGUCCGUUUCUGUCCCUCACAACGUUACAUCCUGCAGCUCCUACACCUGUGGAAGAUUCAGAAUAGAGCUCAGGACCUAGCCAAAGCUUUAUCUCACAGUCUCCGCAGACUACAUUUGAAAGGUGCUCACCGACCCCUUCUUAAAAUUCUGAAGAGGAUCAGUCGGAUUAUUAAUGCGUCAUCCAUACACCGUAUGUAUGAGAAGAUGAUUGUUAACAUGAUCCAGGACAACACAUUUCAAAACCCAACAGUACAAUGACUAAUUAUACUUUAUCGAAGGACUAUUAAAACAAGUUAUUUAGGUUUAAGUAUAUAGUUUUAAACAAUUGUGGAUUAAAAGGGGGAUGGGUUAAGUAACUGAUUUGUUGUGUGGAGAUGUAUAUCUUUUUUUGGGGCUGUUUUAUAUUGGACUAAAACUAAGAGUUUGACUCCAAAGUGGAAAUAUAAGCCAAGUUCUAGAGGAAAAUCGACAUUAAUUCAAGAUAUUGCUUGACCUGUUAUUACUUGGAAAAUGAACCUAUAUGCUUUAAAGGAAAAUGCCACCAUUUUUCCAUAUUCCACUAUGUUCUUGCCUCAACAUAGAUGAGUUGGUAUGUACCUAUCCCGUCUCAGUGCAUGCAAUCAAUUUCUGUAGCACGCGGUACCACUAUGCUAGCAUUUAGCUUAACACCAUUCAUUCCUUAGGACCCAAACAGGGAUGAAUUUAGAAGAUACCAAACACAAAAUACAUAAGUAGUUAAACAAGUAAGUAUGGUGACACAAAGUAAACAGUGGCGAUUUCCUAAGCAGAUAAAAAAUUAUGAAGUGUUGCAAAGUGCUCUUCCACCAUACAUUAUAGUUAUAAUUUUUUAUCCGCUUAGAAAAUUGCCACAUUUUAUUUUGUGUCACCACACUUACUCGUGUAACUACUCAUGUAACUGUCUUUAAAUAGGGAAAACAUGGAAGUGUCUGGUGGCUUCUAAAUUCAUCCCUGUUUGGAUCCUAAGGAAUGAAUGGUGCUAAGCUAAAUACUAGCAUAGUGGCGCUGUGCGCUAAGCGAU
This is a messenger RNA of Carassius carassius (crucian carp), 2070 nucleotides long. Its product is annotated as tumor necrosis factor receptor superfamily member 11B-like. Bases 66 to 1289 code for a protein of 407 amino acids. NCBI's taxonomy places the organism in Eukaryota, Metazoa, Chordata, Actinopteri, Cypriniformes, Cyprinidae. Gene Ontology annotation, biological process: signal transduction. The transcript is spliced from 5 exons. The record is from RefSeq and is a predicted model, not a curated record. Gene Ontology annotation, molecular function: protein binding.